Molecule: messenger RNA, 915 nt
Organism: Epithele typhae
Lineage: Eukaryota; Fungi; Basidiomycota; Agaricomycetes; Polyporales; Epitheliaceae
Product: fucose-specific lectin
Exons: 3
Coding region: 1-915 (304 amino acids)
Source: RefSeq, a predicted model, not a curated record
AUGGCCCACAUCAACGAGAUCGCCCUUCUCAGUCCCAUCGCGGCCGUCAACAGCGGGGGCCGCCUCCGGCUCUACGUCCUGAGCAACGACGGAAACGUCCGCCAGAUCAACUACGAGGGCAAGUGGGUCGGCGGCGUAGCCAAGAACGUUAUCGGCAGCGUCAAGUUGACAAGCCCGCUGUCGGCCACGUCCCUGGGCGAGUUGGAAGCCAUCCGUGUCUACGGCAUUGCGGAAAAUAACACCAUUUCCGAGUUCGCUUACGACCAGGGCAAGGGGUGGUACUCGGGCGGCCUGACAGGCAAGUUCAGGGUCGCCCCCUACUCGAGCGUUGGUGCCGUCUUCUUGGCCAAGAAGCGCAAGCUGCGUGUCUACGUCCAGGCCGAGGACAACUCGAUCCAGGAGUAUUCCUUUGUCGACGGCAAUUCCGAUGGUUGGUACAAGGACCAGAACCUCGGCCCCGCCCUUCCUGGAACGGCCAUUGCUGUCACCGCGUGGGGCAACAAUGACAACGAAAUCGGCAUCCGCGUCUACUUCCAGGACGCCGAGGGCAAGGUGAUCGAGCGGGCCCACGACGCUAGGAAGUCCAAGUACUGGUACAAGGGCGGCCUGAGCUUCCCCGGUCCCUUCCCCCGCACCCCCCUCGCCGUCGUCUCGUGGGAGGGGUCUGCGCACGUCCGCGUUUACUACGACACUGCGGACGGCACGGUGCGCGAGAAGGCGCACGACGGCUCGGGCUGGUACGACGGCGGGUUCUCCGAAGCCAGCGUGCCGGCCUCGCGUAUUUCGGCGCUCAGCAUCAAGGGGGCCGACCUGCGCGUCUACAUACAGACCGGCGCGUAUGUCACGAGCUUCUCCGAGUUCGUGUUCAACGGCGACGGCUGGAUCGAAUGUGCCAGUCCCUUGCCCCCUUUCUAG